Messenger RNA from Loxodonta africana (African savanna elephant), 1439 nucleotides. RefSeq names its product olfactory receptor 5M3-like. Gene Ontology annotation, molecular function: G protein-coupled receptor activity; olfactory receptor activity; odorant binding. The record is from RefSeq and is a predicted model, not a curated record. The transcript has a single exon. The coding region runs from base 429 to 1361 and encodes 310 amino acids. NCBI's taxonomy places the organism in Eukaryota, Metazoa, Chordata, Mammalia, Proboscidea, Elephantidae. Gene Ontology annotation, cellular component: membrane. Gene Ontology annotation, biological process: sensory perception of smell; G protein-coupled receptor signaling pathway.
UUCUAAAUCCUAUAAAUCUAAUGAAGAAAUAAAAUGUAUACACCUUCUCAGAAUUGGGGGCCACUGAAAAGAGGCCUUUCCCCUUCCAGGAAAUAGCAAGAGUAAAAGUUCUUUGUCAGAAAUAUUUGUUUGCAGACUUAUAAAAUCUUUGUAGAAGUUCUGUCAAUACAUUUCUGUACCAGAGAAUAUUUUAACACAUGUGUAGAAAAUAUCGUGGAUACAUACAUGCAUUGGAAAAGAAAUACUGGUAAGAAAAGAUAUCUGAGAAAGAGAGGAGAGAACAAAAGAAAAACAGCAGAGGCUUUAAAAGGAAUGGGUUAGGAAAGGAUACUAUAAAGGAAGAAUGGCUAUAUUUGGUAUGUGUAUUUACUGAUCUCUAUUUAUUUUAUUAGAUAAAAUGCAUCUCUAUCUGGACCAGAUUUAAGAAAAUGCUCAAUUUUACUGAUGUGACAGAAUUUAUUCUUUUGGGAUUAACUAGUCAUCCUGAAUUGCAACUCCUUUUCUUUGUGAUUUUCUUAAUGGUCUACAUUAUCACCCUGGUUGGGAACAUUGCCAUGGUCAUAUUAAUCAGGAUCAGUCCCCAGCUCAGCAGCCCCAUGUACUUUUUCCUCAGUCACUUGUCUUUUGCUGAUGUGUGGUUCUCCUCUAACAUCACCCCUAAAAUGUUGGAAAACUUGAUAUCCCAGACCAAAACCAUUUCCUACCCCGGUUGUAUAGUGCAAUGUUUCUUCUUCAUUGCCUUUGUCCACGUAGAAGUCUUCAUCCUUGCUGUGAUGGCCUUUGAUAGAUACAUGGCGAUGGGCAACCCUCUAUUAUACGGCAGCAGAAUGUCAAGGACUGUCUGUAUCCGACUGAUCUCGUUUCCUUAUAUAUAUGGCUUCUUUAUCAGUCUGAUCUCAACACUCUGGACUCAUGGUUUAUACUUCUGUGGGAACAUUGAGAUCAACCACUUCUACUGUGCAGACCCAGCUCUCAUCAAAAUGGCCUGUGCUGGGACCUUCAUUAAAGAAUACACCAUGCGCACUUUAGCUGGUCUCAACUUCUCUUAUUCCUUAUUGAUUAUUAUUGUCUCCUAUGUGUUUAUCCUGAUUGCCAUCUUAAAAAUGCAUUCAGCAGAAGGAAGAAAGAAAGCCUUCUCCACAUGUGGGUCCCACCUGACAGCUGUAACCAUAUUUUAUGGAACUCUCUUCUUCAUGUAUCUUAGAAGCCCAACUGAGGAGUCUGUGGAGCAGGGAAAAAUGGUGGCUGUGUUUUAUACCACAGUGAUUCCUAUGUUGAACCCCAUGAUCUGCAGUCUCAGGAACAAGGAUGUGAAGGAGGCUAUGAGCAAAGCAAUCAGUAGAACAUUUUUAAGUAAAUAAAACAGAAAUUUACAAUGUAUGAUGAGAUCCAUAGUCCAAUAGAAGGAAUGGAAGUUAACCAUUUCUUUCAGAUAAUUU